GGUGGAAAGAACUCACUUUUGGGUAGUUUCGUCUCUCCGUGUACGUGAUCAGCGAGGUUAGUUGAAAAGUGGAAAUCGCACUUUAGGAGCAUUGUGAACAAUGGCAAACGGAAUAUCUCCUGCUUUGGCUAUUCGCUCCUCCACCGGAGUGGAAGUAUGGAAGUCGGACGCUUUCAGAGCUCCGUAUGUUCCGGACUCCGGAUUUGCUCGAGAUGAGAGCAAAUUGUGUCGUGCUAUUGUUUAUAGCCCUAAUGGUCGAUUUCUGGCGUGGGCAAACGGGACCACGGUGCAGAUCUGCACGGUUCCCGACUGGAAGGUGGUGCACAAGCUUCCGCGACCGAAAGCAUUCUACCUCAAAUUUUCACCAGGUAGCACGUACCUGAUGACGUGGGAACCCUACACGGAGAACCCGAAGGACGAGGUUAAGGAAAAGCCCAAUCUGUUUCUGUACGAUGUGGCCAGCGGGAAGGAGGUGUACUCCAUCAUCCAGAAGCGCCAUGCCGAUUGGCAGAUGCAUUGGGCUGCUGACGAGAGCCUGGCUGCCGUGCUGGUCGGCGGAGAAGUUCUGUUCUACGAGGUAAAGCCAAAGGCGGACUUUCCGACGAAGCCUACGAAGCGUUUGGGAGGGGCGAGGAAUGGUGGCGUGUCGGUGUCCCCCGGUCCAAGCCCACCGUACGUGGCGUUCUAUGUGCCGGGCACCAAGGGAGCGCCGUCGAUGUGUCGCCUUUUCCGCUAUCCUAACCUUGAGGCGAACCAACCGAUUGCAUCCAAGAGUUUCUUCCAGGCCGACAAGGUGGAAAUGCUGUGGAAUCAAAAAGGAACCGGUGUGCUGCUGUUGACCAGCACCGACGUCGAUCAGACCGGUCAGUCCUACUACGGCAAGCAGGCACUUCACUUCAUGACCGUAAAGGGCGACUCGUUUGCCGUUCAACUCAACACUGAAGGAUCGUUACAUGCCGUGGCCUGGAGCCCUCGGUCAACUGAAUUUUGCGUUGUGUACGGAUUCAUGCCGGCCAAGGCGACGUUGUACAACUUGAAGUGUGACGUCGUCUUCGAGUUUGGAACCGGAAACAGAAACUCCAUCUAUUACAACGAGUUUGGAAAUUUGCUGGUAUUUGGUGGCUUCGGAAAUUUGACCGGUUACGUCGAAGUCUGGGACCUCAACAAAAAGAAGCAGAUCGCUGAACUCAAGGCUCCGGAUACAACACUGCUGGAAUGGAGUCCAGUUGGAGAUGUGUUCCUGACGGCGACAACUGCUCCGAGGUUGAGAAUGUCCAACGGUUUCAAAAUCUGGCACCACACCGGUGCUCUUCUGCAUGAGACUCAUUGGCCAGAAAAGCAGGAACUGCUGGAAGUUGUCUGGCAGAAAUAUGCCUCGGGUGUUCUGAAAGAGAACACGGUGUCCAAUGAAAAAAUCGAAGGAAUUGCAUCGAAAACUCCUCAGGCUAGCAAGCAGAAGUACGUUCCGCCAGGAAUGCGGAACAGCAUAAGCGCCGGAAGUGGAGAAACGGCUAGCAGUGCUGCCUCUGCUCGGGCCCCGAUCCCGGGUCUUCCGCCUGGUUAUCGCUCAAGCGUACAACAAGCCAAGGACAAAAAGCAGAAAAACAAGAACAAACCGAAAGCGAACGACGGAACUGCCGGUCAAGCAAACCAGAACAACAAAACCGCCAACGGAACGCAAAACAACCGGGCCGCAUCCGCCGGAAACGGAGCUUCCACCGGAACAAAUCAAGAGAAAAAAUCCCGCCCAAAAACGGCUCCCAAUCCGAAUCCCAAUCCUGCUCAGGAAGAGAAUGGAAGCCCACCGGCAGCACCAAAACCGGCGGCAACCCAGAAGGGAAGCGGUGAUCCAGAAAAGGACAAAAAGAUCAAGAGCAUCAACAAAAAACUCAAGGACAUCAAACUCCUGAAGGAAAAGAACGAACGCGGAGAAAAACUGGAGCAGACUCAGAUCAUCAAGAUGAACUCGGAAGCGGAACUCAUCAAGGAACUGAAAGCUUUGAAAACGUCGUAAAUUUUAGAUUUUUAUUUCUGUUCUUGCAAUGCUAGUUCACUGCUCUUUGAAAUGAACAAUGACUCUUAACACCCCCACCUCCCCAUUUCUGUUCCUCCUCGAUGGAUGUUUGAAUAUGAUCCAGACCAAAGCAUAUUUUGACAAGCAUCCCCUCUUCAAUCUCAAGUUCAGGAUAGUGAAAUUCAAAACCCCUAACUAUUGCAUUUGUAAACUAAGAAAAUGAGUCUCUUCUGUUCAACAAAAAAAAACCGGAUAUUUUCGAGCGUCGUCUAUUUUUUGAGAGUUGGUAAUUUAGCAUGAGAACGCUGCUGUUUGUGUACUACCCUGCAGAUGCAGCAGCAACUACAAUUGUAAACGAAAGACUUACACUCAGAUGAAAAAAAAACAAGAAAAAACGUACAGCGAAUAAGGAAAUUACAAAAAAUAGCUGCAUUGUAAAAAUAUUAGUAGUAUCAUCAGCCAGAUUAUCGGAGAAAAUUUUACCAAUAAAAUCUCUACAGCGGGA
Aedes albopictus (Asian tiger mosquito) is the source of this 2519-nucleotide messenger RNA. It is a transcript of the gene eIF2A, whose product is annotated as eukaryotic translation initiation factor 2A. The transcript has 3 exons. Lineage: Eukaryota; Metazoa; Arthropoda; Insecta; Diptera; Culicidae. Gene Ontology annotation, molecular function: mRNA binding; tRNA binding; protein binding. The coding region runs from base 101 to 2014 and encodes 637 amino acids. Gene Ontology annotation, biological process: translational initiation. The record is from RefSeq and is a predicted model, not a curated record. Gene Ontology annotation, cellular component: cytosolic small ribosomal subunit.